UUUGCUUCUUCUCUUCAGAUUUUGAACUUUUUGUCUUGAACCAAAGUAGAGAAGGAUAAAAUACAAAUAUGAAGCCCUUUGAAGUGAAGACAAAGACACCUGUUCUUCUUUCUCAAACAAACCAGACCAGUCACCCUGCCACAAAAGGUUUAAAUGACUUCCUAUGCAACAAAAGGCAAGGGACACUCUAUUUUCAUGGGAGCAGGAAACACUUUAAAUUGACCAGUUGUCCAUCAGGGCAGUCCUGCCUAUCUCCCCAGGAAAGUGUUUUCAAGAAAUGUAUGUUAAAGAACUCUGCUUUGUGCAAGGUGGUCCCUUACUACACAACCUUUGUGAGUAGUGCAACUUUGUGGGACAGAAGUAUUUACCACCCUGCUCACAAUCAUCCCCAUCAGAGAUCUUCCUUACUAUGCCCCAGGUUCACAGCUCACAUGAAUUUUUCACUUGGAAUUCUUGAGUCUACUCAAAUGCACAGCACCAAAUUCCAAGGCCUUCCAGUCAAACAGAGUCAACACAAGAACAUUUUCCCAACUCAGAGAAACACCUGGAGAGAUUCAGUCUCUUUUAGAAGAAGACAAAAACAAGUUGUACCAACCAAUAGACCCAUUCACCUUAAAUAUAAAGUUCCAAAAUUACCUCCACCAAGCUUGGCUUCUAGUGAGGAAAAUCUGUCUGAAGCAAUUGUCCAGCCACCUACACCAUCAAUUAGAAACCAGGAGACCCCUUUACCACAGACUAUUAAAACAGAAGAAGAGAAAGUAUCACCUGAGCUGUUACAGACUAACACAGAAAUUGAUGAAGAUACAGAGUUAGAUGAACUAGACAAGCUUAGGAACAGUGUUUCUCCAUUACUUUCUGAAAAAGAACACACUUCCUCAGACUGCAGUAGGCCAACUUCAAGUAUAAAAAGCAACCUGACAUUGUUCAGCUUUGAGAGAGAAACUGAUUGGUCAGCAGAGGCUUCUUCUCACACAGAACUUGAAGCAGCCAGUAGCAGGAGCCAAACAUCUUUCCAACCCAUUCCGCAUAGAGGCUCUCUAUCGGUGGCAAGUGGUUUCUGCGAUGGUUUUAUGAGCCCUCGUUUGAACAGUUCCAGUUACCAUGGUACUGCAGACAUUCUCCAGGAUUCAUCAUAUUCUGUGAAAAAAUGCUCAGGGCAAACAUCUUCUUUCGUAGAAAUUUGGCAUGACCGUUUCCUUCACCACUGGCCUGUUCUUCCACCGAUCUCCCCACAAAGAGCGUGCUCAGAUGCUACCUAUGUUAGGUCUCAGACAUCCAGACUUAGCAGCGGUAUGCAAGAUGCAUUCAAUGAAUUCGAAGGAAUUAAUUCACAAACAGACUUUACUUUGUCCCAGCACAAUGAAGAGAACUCCUCUGAUGAAGACCUAUCAGAUCUCUCAGAACUUUCUCAAAGGGCUGCAUCUUUGAACAUUGGAUGUGUACAGGAAGAUGAAUCACUAGCUGAAAUCAGGCUUUCCUUGUUGGAUCACCAGGGUUGGGAAAAGACAGGCCAAGAUGAGGGUACUCAGAAUUAUGUAGAAGAAUGGUGCAAUGCCUCAGAAGACAUUUCAAGAUAUAAGAUGAAAAAUAUUAUUGGAUCUGCAGCCCCAGAUGCCAACGGCUUCCUGCUUCAUCCUGCACCUGCCUUCUUGAAAGAAAACAAGACAUCAGAUACUUAUUCAAAUAAUGGAAUAGCUGAUCAGUCGAGUAUCUACACAAUAACUGUUGGACUGAAAUCACCAAAUACUCUGAAGAAUGAAGAAAGUUCUUUGUCUACUACUGAUCUAUGCCCAAGUACAGACUUGGAAGUAAAAUCAUCUAUAGCUGGAGACUCUUUAGUUGAAGACUGCUGUUUGUUUUCCCAAUUAACAGUACUGAAAGAACCAGUUGAAGAUUCACAUAAGGAUGUGGAUAGCAUUGGAAAAUCCAGACGACCUAGUCAGCCAAAUAGAGGAAGACCUCCCACACUGGACCACACCAUUCUGCAGGGCAUGGAGCAACAACUACAAGAUGAGGAAAGACAAGCUCAAGUGCUACGUAUUUAUUCAAAACUCCAUGAGACUCAGGUUCCUGCACUGCGAGCACCUGACAUGAAGUCUAUCUACAACUUUGAAGAUUUCGACUUUUUGGCAAAAUACUGCAUCUUCAGCCAGGAGAAGUUGGCGAAGUACAAAAGGGCUUUUGAAGCAGUGGACACUGAUGGAGAUGGAUACUUGAACUGCCUGCAAGUUUUGAUGGCUCUGAAAGAAACUGUCCCUUCAAAUGCACUAACUGAUGCUGAAGAACUUUAUAUAUAUAGGAUCUUAGAGAUUGUUGACUAUUAUGUAACAGAUGGCCUGACAGACCUCCGACUCUUUGCAGUGAUGGCUAGCUUGGCACAGAAAAUAGCAGCACUGGACAAUUUUAUGAGAUCAUUGAUUGGCCGUAUGGAUUUUAAAGCCUUGGAACUGAAAAUGUACAAUGCGAGGCAAUUAUUUCUGUGCAAUAUUGGCUCUCACUCCAGCAGCAUCACAGUGGAUCAACUUUUGGUAGAGCUAAAGGCUGGAGGGAUAAGUGAAGAACACAAGAAAGCCGUGCAGAGAGAACUGCGACACAUCCAGGAACUAGAUCUUCUUGAUUUCUUGACUUACCUGCCACUCUUCAUUCUUAUCCACAACUCAGUCGUGGCCAAUCCACUGGAUGAUUCAAGAACAAUAUGACCUUAGCUAGCAGAAGUGAAGUCGAUGUCUUAUGAAGGCUUCUGAUUUACCAUUUCUCAGUAGUCCCCAUGGAUUGUGGCAUUGGGAAAGAACAACAAAGAUGCAAUUCCAAUCCAUGUGUAAAUACAGCAAGGCCUAAUCUGGAGCCCUCAUUGCCCCCUAGUAGCCCUUACAGGGGUAAAUCCGACAGCAGCUCAAAUACUGAGAUUUGUAAAUGUAAAUUUUGAGGGCACAUCUGGUACCCACAGAGACAGUGGCUGAGCCACAGUCCUGGAAAUGUUUCCAAUAAUUAAACUGCGAUGACAAGAGUAUGAAAACAUUUGUAGACCCAUGGAGCCACAUGUUUUAAGGCCUUGGCAACCACAUUUGUGCUCAAACUGGUGACUUCAUGAAGGUGUCUUGAAUGGGAAGAGUUGGAACCAGAGCUCUGUUGAAAAUCUAGCCUGCUAUCUGCCAUUAUAAUAUAUUUUUUGAUGAUUGUGAUAUACUAAUAUAAUGAGUAGGAAUUCCCCUUUCUCCAUUUAUCUCAGUCAUUGUACUUCAUAGUCUGGUUAGAGUGAGUGGCCUAUAAUUAUUGCACAUCAACUGGUUAUUUCUGGUACGUGGUAAGAAACAGGCGGGAAGCACAAAGUAUUAAUUUUGCCUUUUCAAUCUGAUCAGAAACAUUUUGAAAUGAUAUUGUUAAACUAUUAUUGGGUGAAGUGAGAUAAACGACAUCUGAUUCUGGGUAGUCAGCCACCAAAGGAACCUUGAUCUGCCUAAAAGAGUCAAAAGGAAGAAAAUAUAUCCAACAAUAGCUGAUCCCAGUGGACUUGCAAGGAUGUUGUCUCAUGGGGCGGGAGGGGGGAAGUUGAUGUCAUGUACAGCAGCCUGUAAGACCUUACAGUUGACUCCUAUAGAAUCUUUGCUUUGUCUUCAGUGGGAGUUUUGAUUUACUAAUAUAAGCUGUAGCAAAUGAUUUUCACUGUGUUUUUUGUAGCAGUCACAGGUCCUUCAAAAGGAGAUUGCUGAGAUACCUAAUGCAAAGCACUCUGGACCAAAUCCUCAGCUGGUGGAAAACAAAGUACUGUACCAGCUAAGGCCCUGGCAAUGUAUAUUUGGACCUUACACAUAUUGUUGUGCAUGCCUGCCAACCUUAAUGAGAAUGCAGCAAAUACAUACUGAAGUUGGUAUAUUUAUUGCCUGGAAACAUGACUGGGACUUGCACUCCUCAUUGGCUUAAGCUUUAAAUACCUAUCUAGACUGUUUAAGUAAUAAUAAAAUAAUUCACUUGCACUACAGGAAAGUGAUAGGAUGACUUAAUUAUAUGUUCAGUUGAUCAAUGCAAUGUGAAAACAGGUAAAUCAAUAUUUUAUUGCAUUAUUGUAAACUGCGGCAAGAGCUUAUUAGAUCACAGAUAGCGAACUGACAUUCAAGCGCAUGUAAGUGAAUCAAAUUCUGAACAAACAUUGUUUGUGCAAUUUAGAAAGUUAAUACCUUCCAGUUGAGUAGAUUUGUUUCUAAUGACUAUAACAGCUGUUUGUUUAAAUCACAGGCAUGCAGUAUUCAAACAUGAUCCUAACUCACCUGGGAAUUCAAUUCAGAGCACUUUGUGAGAAGCUGGGUCACAGUGUAUUAAA
Molecule: messenger RNA, 4318 nt
Organism: Pelodiscus sinensis (Chinese soft-shelled turtle)
Lineage: Eukaryota; Metazoa; Chordata; Testudines; Trionychidae
Source: RefSeq, a predicted model, not a curated record